GGAGUGCAGUUCAACUAUUCUCACUAGGUUCUUGUGAAUAAACCAGAGCUAAAAUUGGUGUCAAGAGAUCGGAGAAAUUACAUUAGGAGUGAUCACGAUGACUAUGCAGCUUCUUGUGUGUUUGUUUACACUUUUGAUUCAGCACCACGUACAGAAAACACGAGCCUGUGAUGGAGUGUACACCUCACCCAGUGGCUCCAUCUCGUCCCCGCUGUACCCCAGUCAGUACCCGCCUAAUAAAGACUGUAUCUACAUCAUCAACACAACACAGGGCCAUCGCAUUACCUUGACAUUUGUCACAUUUGAAAUUGAGGCUGCAACCGAUGACUGCAAGUUGGAUCAUUUGCAGAUCCGGGAUGGAAGCUCCGAGCUGUCACCGUCUAUGGGUAUCUUCUGUAACACUAGUGUUCCGGACAGAGUGAGGUCCACGUCUAACACCAUGUGGAUCAGAUUCCGGUCUGGCUCUCAGUCAGGCACUGGCUUCAAUGCAACUUACUCAUCAGCAAUCAUUCCACAGAAGUUUCUCCUUGUCACUGACACUUAUAACGGCAUCCAUCGCAUAGACAUCGACACGGGAAGUAAUGUUACAAUCCUGCCCAAUGGUCUAGACAACCCAUAUGGUAUUGACUACGAUCCAGUAGACGGUCGUGUCUAUUGGUCAAAUGCAGAGGAGAAGACCAUUCGAUCCGCUAACCUUGAUGGCAGCGAUGCUCGGCUGGUUCACAGUGUUAGUAAAGUGGAGUGA
Messenger RNA from Pomacea canaliculata, 745 nucleotides. RefSeq names its product tolloid-like protein 1. Bases 98 to 745 code for a protein of 215 amino acids. The record is from RefSeq and is a predicted model, not a curated record. The transcript has 6 exons. Lineage: Eukaryota; Metazoa; Mollusca; Gastropoda; Architaenioglossa; Ampullariidae.